GGAGUCGGUGGUUCUGAACCAGGACUGACUAUUUGUUUCUCUCGGGUUAGAACUGCAAGGUAUGCGGCGGGUUAAGGAAGUGCUGGAAACGCAUGAUUGGAGUGCAGCGGAGGAGACCGCGGGUGUGGAGAUGGGAUUCGGCAAUGAUGACGACGACGACCUAGAAAGACGGCUCUUGGGGCUCGACGACGAGGAUGCUGACGGGACGGAGGCUGGGUUCAAUUUCGAAGUGAAUGAGUUGGAGCGCGAGAUGGUCGGUCUGCGCAUGGCGAUCGAGCGCGGAAGCGACGAUUACUUUGUCGAGGAGGAUGAGGCGGACGAGGAGCUGCGGGUGGAUGCGGUGGAGGCGCUGCUGCUGCGGAUGCGAGCUAUCAAAGAUAUGAGCGACGGGUUACCCAAAACGGAACGGAAGCGAUUCGCUGCAAAAGCGGUCCGCGAUAUCAUGAAGGAGUUAUAGCAUAGCACAUAUACCAUACUCCGAAUAUAUGAUAUGAUAUGAGAUGAGAUGAG
Messenger RNA from Aspergillus uvarum CBS 121591, 510 nucleotides. RefSeq lists its product as uncharacterized. The record is from RefSeq and is a predicted model, not a curated record. NCBI's taxonomy places the organism in Eukaryota, Fungi, Ascomycota, Eurotiomycetes, Eurotiales, Aspergillaceae. The transcript has 2 exons. Bases 131 to 457 code for a protein of 108 amino acids.